This is a messenger RNA of Rubroshorea leprosula, 1061 nucleotides long. Lineage: Eukaryota; Viridiplantae; Streptophyta; Magnoliopsida; Malvales; Dipterocarpaceae. The record is from the annotation of a GenBank genome assembly.
GUCUCUUAGCCGUUCUCUCGUAUCUCGUUUUUAUCGACGGAAUCAAAGACUUCGGAAGUUAUGGGUCGUAAAUUUUUCGUCGGCGGCAACUGGAAAUGCAAUGGAACAGGUGAGGAGGUGAAGAAGAUUGUUACCACAGUGAAUGAAGCUGAAGUCCCUUCAGAGGAUGUUGUUGAGGUUGUUGUGAGUCCUCCAUUUGUUUUUCUUUCUCUUGUGAAAAGUUUGCUGCGGUCUGAUUUCCAUGUUGCUGCUCAAAAUUGUUGGGUCCGCAAAGGUGGUGCUUUUACUGGAGAGGUUAGUGCUGAGAUGCUUGUUAAUUUGGGCAUUCCUUGGGUUAUUCUUGGUCACUCUGAGAGAAGGUCUCUCUUAAAUGAAUCAAAUGAGUUUGUUGGAGACAAAGUUGCAUAUGCACUUUCCCAAGGCUUGAAGGUGAUUGCUUGCAUUGGAGAGACUCUUGAACAGCGAGAAUCAGGCUCUACCAUGACAGUUGUUGCUGCACAGACCAAAGCAAUUGCUGAUAAAGUCUUAAAUUGGGCAAAUGUUGUUUUGGCUUAUGAACCUGUUUGGGCCAUUGGUACUGGAAAAGUUGCAACCCCGGCUCAGGCACAAGAAGUCCAUUGUGAAUUGAGAAAAUGGCUUCAUGAAAAUGUCAGUGCUGAAGUUGCUGCUUCAACAAGAAUCAUCUAUGGAGGUUCUGUAAAUGGUGUAAACUGCAAAGAAUUGGCUGCACAACCUGAUGUGGAUGGAUUUUUGGUCGGUGGAGCCUCCCUAAAGCCGGAGUUCAUUGACAUUAUCAAGUCAGCCACUGUGAAGAAGAAUGCUUGAAGUUCAGUGCUAGAAGCCAAAGCUGUUUGUUUAAUCUCGUAGUAGUUGUGUUCUUUUUAAGGAACAGGAUGAUAAUGAUUUCCGUGAGGAAUAAGCCGGAUUUUUGGUUUUCUGAACUUAAAAUGCGUUUUUGUUGUAGUCUAGAGAUCCUGGCUCGGAGCCUUUGGACAUGAUAUUUUGUGCUUCCCGGAGGGCUUAAUUUAAUAAACCAUCUAUUAACUAUUAAUUUUUUUUCA